AGGGAGAGGGCAGCCCAGUCUGGUUCCCGGGACCGCGAUCCGCCGCGUACCAGGCAGGGUGCGCAGCCAGUGGGGACGCCCCGGACUCCGCGGCGGUUGCCGCCCCUCCUGCGGCUGGAGCGCUUCCAGAACAGAGGCGCAGCCUCGCUCUCCUCGGCGUUCGCUCCGGCGUCCUCCCUCCAGCUCCGGCGCCUCCUCCUUCAUCUCUCCAGCAGCGGCUCCCGCAGCCGGCUCCAGGAGGCGGCGGGGCGCGCUUCCCUCUCCUCGUCCUCCCCCCUAGUCUAGCUCUAUCCCCGGUAACUUUCCCGACCCGAGACCCGCGGUGCAGAAGUCCCGGGCAGCUGCAGGGCCGACUGCCGACCUCAGGCGGAGAGCGCGGCGGUGCCCAGAACUCCAUCCCCAAGCCCUCUGGGCGCUCCGGAGAGAACAGGACCAUGUCCCGGGCUGGGGACCAAGGCAAAGCCCCGGAGAGAUGGCUGGGCUUUGGGCUUUUGGGCCUCUUCCUGCUCCCCAUGUGCCUGUCGCUGGAGGUGUCUGUGGGAAAGGCAACCACCAUCUAUGCUGUCAAUGGCUCGGCCAUCCUGCUGCCCUGCACCUUCUCCAGCUGCUUUGGCUUCGAGAACCUCUACUUCAGGUGGAACUACAAUAACACCGAUGUCUACAGGAUUCUCAUAGAUGGCAUUGUAAAGAACGAGAAGUCAGACCCCAAGGUGAGGGUAAAGGAGGAUGACCGAAUCACCCUGGAGGGUUCCACUAAGGAGAAAAUGAAUAACAUUUCCAUUCAGUUGCGUGACCUGGAGUUCAGUGAUACCGGCAAAUACACUUGCUACGUGAGGAACCCCAAGGAGAAGGACUUGGCUAACUCUGCCACCAUCUUCCUCCAAGUGGUUGAUAAAUUGGAAGAAGUGGACAACACAGUGACACUCAUUAUCCUGGCAGUGGUGGGUGGGGUCAUUGGGCUCCUGGUCUGCAUCCUCCUGCUGAAGAAAUUCAUCACCUUCAUCCUCAAAAAGACCCGAGAGAAGAAGAAGGAGUGUCUUGUGAGUUCUUCAGGAAAUGACAACACAGAAAAUGGGUUGCCUGGCUCCAAGGCAGAAGAGAAACCACCCACAAAAGUGUGAGGUCCUGUUUGGGGCCAAGCAGCCAAGGAACCUCGAAUUCUGAUGGUGCCAUUGAUGCCUGCAUCCUGUCUGUGGAACCCACAUACUGAGACAUCUGCUGCUUGGCUCAAACUGUAGUCUUUUUUGAGUAGGAAGGAGCAGGUCCUGCCCAAACUUCCCUGCUCCCUCUCUAGCUGGGGCUUUCCAAGGACAAGAGCUGGCUGGGGGAGGGAGCCUGGGGGAGGUCCAGGAAAGGGAAAAGGGGCUGGGGCAGUGUGGAAGGGUUGGUCCCCUGACAUGUAGGAAAAUGGGGUCUCCUUCAGGCUCCCCACCUCUUUGAUAGCCCCUCACUUUUCCUUCUGAUUUCUCACCAGAGAAUUGGAGGUAUCAGUGAGGGCUGUCCCCAAAGCUGAGCCUUAGAGAUGGAAGGGUGAGCACUCAUGAUGGUGGGAGUGUGUUGGGACUCUGAGGUGGAGUCUGCUGGUAUCAGGCCACUGUGGGAGAUAAUCUGGGCUUUGAAGGAGAUCUGAUUUCCAGAAAGUUCUUCAUAGGGGAACUUCUAUUUCACCCACCCUGGAACACCUGUCCACAUUGUCCCAGCUCCCUUUUCCAUGCCCUGCUUUUAAUUUCUAGAUCCUGCUAGGCCUGGCUGCCUUGGUCUUGGAGGAUCCUAGCCUACCCAGCCCACUUCUGCUCUUUGGGCUGCUGAGGAGGCUCGUAGAGGGACCCCUUGAUCCUUCUUGGAACACCGGAGUGCUAUAUGCAUCUUUCCUGGGUUUUCUCCUUGGGGAAAUUGGACUGCAGAGGUGGGAGAGAUAGUGUCCCAGAUCUCUCAACCACUGGAAUAUGUACCCCAACACUUCAAGGUGGGCAGCCCUUACCCUUGGCAUGGCAGGACCAUGCCACUUCCACACUCCCAGAGUUCAGCUUCCUCCACUCUUCCCCUUCUCUUCAAACAGCUGGUGUUGCUGGACUUUACUUGAGGGUUGGCUUUCUGGAAGCUCCCAUCCCAUUGGUUUGCUUCUCCUAUGUCGCUCCAGCUCUCCUGGGCUGCCCUUACCCCAGGGCUGCCCACCUGAGCCUUGGGUCUGCCUUUGCCUCAGGGACCCUCUUCUUCAGAUGAGAAGGCCCUUGGCUUUUCUGGCUGCUUCUUGUUCAACUGGGCCAGCUCCUCUCCCACCCUGAUGUGGAGGAGGAGCAGGGAGAGGGCACCCCCACUUUUUGCUUCUUGCAGAACUGAUUUGAACACCCCUGGAGUUAGAUUGUGCCUUAGCUACUUGAGCCCUGGCUCCUAUCCCCUCUUUCUCCAGCCCUUGCCCCUUGACCCAACUGCGUAGUCUGGUGUGACUCCAGUGGGGGUUCCCAGCUCCUGUUCCAAGGUCAUGGAGUUAUAUUAAUGAUGUGACUGGUGGCACCUUGGAGACACCUGCAAGGUGCUCCCAUCCUUGUCUCUGACACAGAGACAGAUGGUAUCAGAUGUAGGACCUUCAGAUGGGUUUGAUUGUGUGGGUCCCAGUGAUAUACAAGAUGUAAUCCUAGGGGUCUCCAUUAGAUUUUUGACACUCUGUAUUCUCCCUACACACAAGAUGGAGAGGAGAAGCUCUCCAUCUUGGAGAUGGGAGUGGGUAUGAGGACGGCUUCAGGGCUCUGCCCAGAAGCAGUUGCAGGCUUCCCCCAAGGUGAAAGUUGGUGAAGACUGAGGAACAAUAGCACUCGUGGAGUGCCUGAGGCUAUGGCCAGUACCUCUUGCUCAAGUCAAGGGGCUCACAGUUCCCUGCCUCCUCUCCUUCCAUCCUUCCUUACCCAGAACCCAUUGGGGGCUAGAGUACAAAUUGCCCUCCUGCUUUUUUUUUUUUUUUUU
Nannospalax galili (Upper Galilee mountains blind mole rat) is the source of this 2961-nucleotide messenger RNA. RefSeq names its product sodium voltage-gated channel beta subunit 4 (gene Scn4b). The coding region runs from base 435 to 1121 and encodes 228 amino acids. The record is from RefSeq and is a predicted model, not a curated record. Gene Ontology annotation, biological process: regulation of sodium ion transmembrane transporter activity; cardiac muscle cell action potential involved in contraction; regulation of ventricular cardiac muscle cell membrane repolarization. Gene Ontology annotation, molecular function: sodium channel regulator activity; transmembrane transporter binding. Gene Ontology annotation, cellular component: membrane; voltage-gated sodium channel complex. NCBI's taxonomy places the organism in Eukaryota, Metazoa, Chordata, Mammalia, Rodentia, Spalacidae. The transcript has 5 exons.